AUGCUUCAAGUGCUGAAAUACUUUUACCUCUUUACUCUGGCACAUGCUGUGGGUCUGGUCCAGGGCUGGGAGUCUACAUUCCCUCAGAACUGGCCGCUGAAUUGGACCCCUCAGCCUGAACUCAACCUGGCUGGGCAAGACAGCUGCACCACCAGUCACCUUACUGCCUACGAGACCGCGGGAUCUGGGGCUGACAUCUGGCUUUCCACUAGCCCCCUGGACGAUUUCGAAUCCCCCAAGAUCCUACCGCUCAACUCCAGUAGCGGUGAGCAAUGGGAAUUUGACGGCGUCUCCGAUGACGGCAUGAACGCUUUUAUCUUCGGGCUUUAUCGGGACCCGGGUCUUUCGCUCAUGGGCACGGGCAAUCUGCGUAUCUCAGCGGAGUUGGCCUACGCGAACGGAACCCGUUGGGGAAGGGUGGAUUAUGCCAGCGAAUCGACCGUGGAGUCGUGUCCGCAUGGGACGAAAGGGGUGUGGAGAGGCACCGACUUUAGUUACAUCUUCGAGAUCUCCAAGGACAUGAGUCGCGUCAAGUUGGAGGUUGACACCCCGGAUCUUAAAGGCAUCAUUUACAUGAGGUCCAAAACCCUCCCACGGUAUGCAGACGCUUCGACCUGGCCAGCAGAGAAUGCAUCCACAGCCAUUGCACCGCAUUUCCAUUGGGUGGAGCCGAUUCCGGUGGGCGACGUCAAGGUAGACCUGUUUGCCAAAGGGGAGCCCUUCACUUGGCAUGGUUUAGGAGGUCACAAUCGUCUGUGGUCCCCCUUCAAUUGGUUCACGUGCCUCAAAGCCAUGAAUGCUGUGCGGAUGACUGCUGGUCCAUAUUCACUGUCUUACAUGCGUUUUACUUCGCGGAUUGCUGGUGGUAAGGAUUUUACAUCGGUCCUGCUCAUGCACGGAGCCGAGAAGAUUUUUUCCACGACCUUGGGUGAAGCCUCUGAUGUGGACGACUAUGUUUUGAUGUCCAAAACGUACGAUGGCGCCGUUACGGGCACUUUGCGUGACAAAGUGACGGGAUAUGAGCUCGAGUUGGUUUCCCCGGGACGGAAAAAGCAUUGGACGUUUAUCAUGGAGCAUAAGAAUAUUGCGUUCGAAUAUCUUGUCGGAAAGGGCCGUGGAGGGAGUGGUUUCUCUAGUAGUUCGAGUGGAGGACCGGUUGGCCUGGAGCAGUUCAGAGGGGUGGCGUUGACCGAAGCCCUCACCUUCCCUGACAGUUCUCCUCUUUUCAAAAACCAAUAUGUUUGACUGGUUCGGGGUGGUGGAUUAGCCCG
Molecule: messenger RNA, 1271 nt
Organism: Aspergillus sclerotioniger CBS 115572
Lineage: Eukaryota; Fungi; Ascomycota; Eurotiomycetes; Eurotiales; Aspergillaceae
Exons: 1
Coding region: 1-1245 (414 amino acids)
Source: RefSeq, a predicted model, not a curated record